AUAGCAUAAAAGGGUAUGAGGAUGUUAAAGGCCUUCCAUUUCUCAUCUUGCUCCUCCUCUCCCCCUCUCAAGAUAAGGGAGAGAAAAAAAAUGUACUCGUUAUACUCGGCAGCUCCCUGCAGCCCUAGAAUUUCAAAAUUUUCCAUCAUUUUCCCCACCUUGAAAACCAGCAGCUACGACGCCGGUUUUGGUCGCAGAACAAGGGUGAGGGCCGAGGCGCGCUCUGAUGGUUUGGACACUCCCACCGUCCAAGAAAGCAGUGAACAACAAGAGGCAGGAAGCAGCAGCAACAGCAGUAAGAGCAAGCCGCCUCCUCUUCCUUCCGCUGCUCCCGACAUUGAUAAAAAGAUUAAGAAGGUUGGAUCUCGUAUUUCAUCUCCCAGCUCCAGCCGAGCCAACCAAUCUUUCCCAGAUUGCCAACUUCGUCAGGUUGCUCAGAAGACUGCUGCGACUUUUGCACCAAGAGCUUCCACCGCCACCAAGAAUCCAGCUGUACCUGGAACUGCUUUAUAUACUCUUUUCGAGGUUCAAGGCUAUGCCUCAAUGUUAUUUGGUGGAGCCCUUUCAUUUAAUCUGAUAUUCCCAUCAAAUGAACCAGAUAUAUGGAGACUAAUGGGGAUGUGGUCCGUUUGGAUGUUCACUAUACCUUCCCUUAGAGCGCGCGACUGCUCUAAGAAUGAGAAAGAAGCUCUGAACUACCUCUUUCUUCUCAUCCCUCUACUCAAUGUUGUGAUACCAUUUUUCUGGAAGUCUUUCUCCAUUGUCUGGUCUGCAGAUACCAUAACUUUCUUUGUGAUGUAUGCAUGGAAGCUUGGGUGGCUUCAGAGGUCAGAAUGAAGACUGGUUUGGUGGUUAAAGUUCAACAAAUUUCUCAUUCGAAGUAAAUAAGCCCAGGUGUUAACACAAAUAGUGACAAGGAAGUUUCCUUCAAAAUUAUCUCAAGAUUUAAACACUGAAUUUGAAGCUUUUGAGCCUAUGACUCGAUUGAACAGACUGAUGUAUAUUCGCCUUCCGAGUACGACAGAAAUCAACUUGUGCUUGUGGCAAUUCAGUCUUUUUAUUCAUGUAAAUAAGAGGAGUAUUGCAAGGAACUUGCCUUGGGAUAGGAAUGGGAAAUUGGUGGAGGAACCUGGUUAUUAAGGGGCUUGUUCUGAAGGAAGCAAACAUUUUCAUCUUCCCCUUAUUUGUGUAACUAGAUAAAUUUGUUGGUGUCAAUGUUAGAUGAACUGAUAUUUUUUAUCGGUUACAUACUAUAGUGACCGAGAGUAUUUGCUUGCUUUAUUACUUUAUCUUUA
Molecule: messenger RNA, 1295 nt
Organism: Phoenix dactylifera (date palm)
Lineage: Eukaryota; Viridiplantae; Streptophyta; Magnoliopsida; Arecales; Arecaceae
Source: RefSeq, a predicted model, not a curated record